AUGCCAACAGAUAAGAAUACUGAGGUGGCGCAGUUGACUGCGUAUAUGCCUUGGUUAAAGCAUGAUGAGGCUCUAGAGCUGCUGGAGAGAUACGGUGGAAGUGCAGAGAGUGUUAUUAACUUCUUGGAGGAGGCAUCUAAUGCACCCCAAGACAAACAAACACCACCACCACCGCAACAACAACAACAACAACAACAAUCUUCUUUGCCAGCUUCCAAAGAUCGACAGAAGGCUGAGAAACACUUUGUGGGUGGUGGUCCUUCUUCUGGACAGGUGGUGCUUGGCGGUGAGGAUAAGGUGAAGGAUGUGAUUGAGUCUAUUUUUGAACGGGCGCGGGCGCAGACACCCGGUGAGGAUGCGGACGGUGUGCAGGCCUUCUUUGGCCGCGGCCGGCGUCUGGGAUACACCACGGCGCCAAGCCCGUUUAUUGCCUCAACAGCCCAUCAACAUCGUGAUAUUGUCGUAACGGUCUAUCGUAAUGGUUACACCAUCGAUAAUGGACCUCGACAGGAAAAGGACAGUGAAGAGGGGAUGGCCUUCUUUAAUGCACUUAAUAACGGCGUGGUGCCAGACAGUGUGGCGGCAAUGUAUCCAAACACAAAUAUAUCUGUUCGUCUCGUGGAUUGUACACAACAGGAUGCCCCAACAACGCAUGUAGCGUUUACGGGAGAAGGACGACGACUGUGUAGUCCCACCACCACUACAACUACAACAGCAGGUGCAGGAGCUGCGGAGGCGACUGCAUCAAGUCUUGCGAAUGCAGGAAGUGGAACUUUUCAAUUACACGAGGAUGAGGAAACUUCCAAGUUGGUGAUUGUUAACCUUCUUGGUGAGCGUAAGGAGUUUACAGUGAACCCUAAACGUCACACUGUGGGUGAUCUUUUUAUUUUGGCAGCACAACAUGCACAACCGGGUGCGGUGGCUUUUCAACUGAUCGCUCGAGAUAUUCCACCACGUCCACUGCAGGAUACUUCAUUGACCAUUGAUGCUGCUAAACUGCGAAACGCUACAGUGAUUAUGCGACGGGUUUAA
Molecule: messenger RNA, 1032 nt
Organism: Trypanosoma theileri
Lineage: Eukaryota; Euglenozoa; Kinetoplastea; Trypanosomatida; Trypanosomatidae
Product: UBX domain-containing protein 1
Exons: 1
Coding region: 1-1032 (343 amino acids)
Biological process (GO): Golgi organization; autophagosome assembly; proteasome-mediated ubiquitin-dependent protein catabolic process
Cellular component (GO): nucleus; cytosol
Molecular function (GO): ubiquitin binding
Source: RefSeq, a predicted model, not a curated record